This is a messenger RNA of Eurytemora carolleeae, 567 nucleotides long. RefSeq names its product 60S ribosomal protein L31 (gene RpL31). The record is from RefSeq and is a predicted model, not a curated record. NCBI's taxonomy places the organism in Eukaryota, Metazoa, Arthropoda, Copepoda, Calanoida, Temoridae. Gene Ontology annotation, cellular component: cytosolic large ribosomal subunit; ribosome. Bases 86 to 484 code for a protein of 132 amino acids. The transcript is spliced from 4 exons. Gene Ontology annotation, molecular function: structural constituent of ribosome. Gene Ontology annotation, biological process: cytoplasmic translation.
UAAAUAACUAUUCAAAAUAUUUAGAACUCGAGCCACAAGUCUACAGAUUUCUACGGCAUAAAAUUGAAAUGUUAGUGAUAAAUUUAUGAAGUGUUGUAUUUAUUUCAGAAUAAUGGCUCCAAGGAAGGAAAAGAAGAGCUCCGCUAUUGGAGAGGUCGUCACCAGGGAGUAUACCAUCAACCUGCACAAGCGUCUCCAUGGUAUUGGAUUCAAGUACAGGGCACCCAGGGCCGUCAAGGAGAUCAAGAAGUUUGCUGAGAAGCAGAUGGGAACUGUAGAUGUGAGGAUUGAUACCAGGCUCAACAAAGCUAUCUGGGCUCAGGGAGUCAGAGGAGUUCCAUUCAGAAUGCGCGUGAGGCUGGCCCGUAUGCGUAACGAGGAUGAAGACUCCGUACACAAGCUGUACACUCUCGUCACCCAUGUCAACGUACCCAAGAACGGCUUCAAGGGACUCCAGACCGAGAACGUCGAGACCUCUGAAUAGACCGGCGGCCGCUGAAUAUACGGUUCUGCCGGAAACUCUUGUUAAACUUUGAGAAUAUGAUGAAUAAAUCUCGAAACCAAAAA